AUGAGCACCAUUGACGAGAGCGUCGAGGCGGGUGCGAGCAAUGCGGCGGUAGGGCGCGUGCCAGAAGGCGUCGCCAGUCAUCCUGGGACCGUUGCGCCGGGUGGGUCGGGCGUGCGGCGGUUGGCCAACACCUCCGGAGGUCAAACCGGGCCUGCGCGGAAGAAGGCCAAGGUCGGGAGCAAAGGCGCAGCCAAGGUUACGGAUGUUGAAGCUGACAACGAGUCGGAUGACGACGAAUCGGGCGACGGCGAUGGUGAUGCUGAGGGUGACGGUGACGGUGACGGUGUUGGUGACGGUGACGGUGAUGGCGACGACGGCGAAGGUAAUCACAGUGAGCCGCAGUCGUCGGCGACGGCAUCGCCGAGCAAGGCAAGCAAGGCAAAGAGCUCGGCGAGCCGCAAGAUUGCCAUCCGGUACAUUGAGAACAAGAACAAGCGACACAUUUCGUUCUUCAAGCGCAAACGCGGCAUCAUGAAGAAGGCGCUCGAGCUGGCGACGCUGACCGGCUCGCAGGUCAUGCUCGUCAUUGCAUCAGAGACUGGCCACUUGUACACAUAUGCCACGCCCAAGCUCCAGCCGCUGGUAACCGAGCACCACAAUCUCAUUGCACAACUGUUGAUGGCGCCGGACCCGCAGAGCUCAGUCGGCCCGGCACAGAUCCCUUCAGUCGACUCGGGCGCGCCAUCGCUGACGCCACCACCGCCGCGGGCGCAUGCUUCCCGCAUCAAGCGCUCACCCAUGGGCCUCAAUUGGACGCCGCCGUCGGCGGCAGGCGCAUCGGCCACGGGUGCGGCGCCGUCGGCAGUAUCGACAACAGCGACGUCGGCAUCGGCUGGCAACAGCAACGGCGGCGGCUGUAGCCUGAGCAGCGGAAGCGGAAAUGGCAUUGACCACGGUUCUGACACCGGCAACGGCAAGACCAUCAACCACGGCUCUGGCGCGGGCAGCGGUGGCGGCGGCGGCGGCGGUGGACCACCACCCGGCUCGUCUGUCAACGGCAACGGCAAUGGAGCUACCGCCGGGUUGGCGCCAGCGGGGGUUGUUCCAAGUGAGCAGCAAGCAAUGCGAGCGCUGGCUCAGGCUCAGGCCCAAGCACAGGCUCAGGCUCAGGCUCAGGCUCAGGUGCAGGCGCAGGCAAUGGCCCGCGAUCCGAACAUGUUUUUCUACACUCACCCCGGUAUGUGGCCGCACGUGUCGGCUCAGCCUGGAGCGCCUGGCGUCUUUCCGGGCCUUACCGCGGGCCAUGUCGCGGCGCACGGCCGGGGCACCCCGUCUCAGGCUCAGCCCGGGUCUCGCUACCCUGGCGGGGCUCAGGGCACGCCUGCGCCUACCAUUUCAGGAAAUGGGGCAAGCAUCAGUCAUCCCAGAUAG
Molecule: messenger RNA, 1371 nt
Organism: Thecamonas trahens ATCC 50062
Lineage: Eukaryota; Apusomonadida; Apusomonadidae
Exons: 2
Coding region: 1-1371 (456 amino acids)
Biological process (GO): positive regulation of transcription by RNA polymerase II
Molecular function (GO): RNA polymerase II cis-regulatory region sequence-specific DNA binding; DNA-binding transcription factor activity, RNA polymerase II-specific; protein dimerization activity
Source: RefSeq, a predicted model, not a curated record